Molecule: messenger RNA, 2736 nt
Organism: Antechinus flavipes (yellow-footed antechinus)
Lineage: Eukaryota; Metazoa; Chordata; Mammalia; Dasyuromorphia; Dasyuridae
Gene: ADAM7
Product: ADAM metallopeptidase domain 7
Exons: 25
Coding region: 1-2736 (911 amino acids)
Biological process (GO): proteolysis
Cellular component (GO): plasma membrane
Molecular function (GO): metalloendopeptidase activity
Source: RefSeq, a predicted model, not a curated record
AUGGCUCCUCGAAAGUUGUGUAAUGAUUUCAGGAACACUUCCGUGUGCCCAGACAAGAACAUCCCAUAUCUUUCUGGUUCUUCUCCCACCAGCCACCCCCACUUUGGCUCACAGUACAAGUUGCUCAGUAAAUGUUUUUGUGUUGAACGGACCCAGUCCAGCCUCCCACACAUUGCAGAAGAACCUACUGGAGGCAGUGAGCCAACAUACCACACAGUUCCUGAAGAGUUUGACUUUUCAGCAACUGAGGACCUCAGGAAAAAGGCCUAUGAAAUGGUUUAUCCUCAAAAGCUCCCAGUGCUUCAUAAAAGAGAUACUGAGAAAAAUCAAAAGCAUGGCCCACAGGAAAAAUAUGAUUCAGAGGUUCUCUAUGAGAUGAUUCUUCAUGGUACACAAAUGGUACUUCACUUGAAAAAAACAGAGGACCUUGUGGCCCCAAACUACAGUGAAACACAUUAUUCCCAAAUUGGGGAGGAGAUCACCACAAAACCUCAGUUCAAGGAUCAUUGUUAUUACCAAGGGCACGUCCUUCAUGAAAAGGACUCUGCUGUUAGCCUCAGUAUCUGUGAUGGCUUAAGGGGAUACAUCAGGAAGCAUGACCAAAGGUAUCUCAUCGAACCUCUAGAGCACAGUGAUCAGGGAGAGCAUGCCAUCUUCAAGUAUGAGCACAAGAUCCAAGACACAAACAACGGGAGCUGCGUGGUGUAUAACUUUUCCAAGAGAGAGGCCAUCACUCAAGGCUCCAGAUCUGGCCUCAGUUUGGAAAAGUACAUUGAACUCUUCAUUGUUGCUGAUCAUGCCUUGUACCGAAGACACAAUCAUCUGCAGAAAUGGCUGAGGACCCGGAUUUUCGGCAUGGUUAAUUUCGUCAACAUGCUUUAUAAGACCUUGAAUAUUCAAGUGAUCUUGGUUGGUCUUGAGAUGUGGACAAACGGAGAUAAAAUAGAAGUCAAUUCAAACCUGGGCACUACCCUUCUUUACUUUGGUGGCUGGCAGGAAACAACCUUGAAAAAAAGAAAGAAUUUUGAUCAUGCUCAACUACUCAGUGGAAAUUGGCUCUCACAGACUGCUCAAGGAACAGCCUAUCCCUGGGGGAUGUGCGUGCCCUAUCAUUCCUCCAGUAUUGUGAAGGAUCACUUACAUGACACCAACAUGGUGGCUGACAAAAUGGCUCAUGAGCUGGCUCAUAGCCUUGGAAUGCAGCAUGACACCUAUCCUUGUGCCUGCACCUACGGACGAUGUGUAAUGGAUGGAGGAGGAAGCAUCCCCUCCCAAGGAUUCAGCAAAUGCAACCGCAACCAAUACCGUCAAUAUCUCCUGGAUUACAAGCCCAUGUGCAUCCUUAACGUCCCGCUUUCCAAAGACAUCAUUACAUUCCCAAAGUGUGGGAACCAGAUAUUAGAAGUGGGAGAAGAGUGUGAUUGUGGCAGCUUGGAGGAUUGUACCAAUGUUUGCUGUGAGGCGAAUAAGUGCGUCCUGAAGCCGGGAAGUGCCUGUGGAGGGGGAGAAUGUUGUGAGGCUUGUAAGAUCAAGAAAGCUGGGAUUCUGUGCAGAACAGCCAAAGAUGAGUGUGAUCUGCCUGAGUUAUGUGAUGGCUUCUCCCCUAAGUGUCCUGUGGAUCGAUUUCGAGUGAAUGGAUUCCCUUGCCAGAACUCCGAAGGCUAUUGUUUCAUGGGGAAGUGCCCCACAAGAGACAAUCAGUGUUCUGAGAUGUUUAAGGAUGAGGCUAAAGGCAGCCAUGAUAUCUGUUAUGAAAGAAAUAAAGGAGGACAUAAAUUUGGUUACUGCAAAAAGGUGGACAAGCGGUUUAUUCCCUGCGAUGACAAAGAUCUGAAAUGUGGGAAGAUAUACUGCACUGGAGGCCAGUACUUUCCAUCUUAUGGGGAGGACAAAACUUACCAUCUUAAGGUUCCAGAGCAGAAUAUUACAGUGGAAUGCAAAGCAUUUUUCCCAUUCCAGUACACAGAAGAUCUAGGCAUGGUUGCUUCAGGAACAAAAUGUGGGGAUGGCAAGGUGUGCAAAAAUGGCGAAUGUGUGAAUAUUGAGACAGUCUAUGACUCCACCAAUUGCUCUUCCCACUGCCCAGGAAAUGCUGUAUGUGACCAUGAACUCCAGUGUCAAUGUGAAGAAGGGCUGACACAUCCUAACUGUGAUGAUACCACAUUUACUACCAAUGUCUCCAUUGUGGCUGGAGUGCUGACCAUGGUCCUGGCCACAGUUGUGAUCUCUGUGUUGUUUGUCCACCGCCAAAAGGCCAGUAAGCAGAAACAAGUUCAUAGCCCUUCCUCUACCACACCUGCAGUGGACAAUCAAGGACACUCAAAUGAAGAGCAACAACAGACCAGAACUGAGCCAGUUGUUUGCACCCAAAAUCAAAAUGCUUCAGACACCUUUGAGGAUAUCCCUGCUGGUUAUUCCAGUCCUCAGUACAUUACCAUGAAAUCGACUGGUAAGGAAUCCAGAGUAGUUCCAGUAUCCAACCAAAAUGUCAGAAUGCCACCUGCAAAGCCAAGGAUUCCUCCACCACCAAUCCCUACCAUGGCACCACCUUUCUCUCCCCAGGUGGGUAGAUGUUUAUUUAAUCCAGCGCAGUAUAUUGCAGACGCUGACACAGUAACCCCAUUGGCUAUGCAGGAAUCAUGGCCAAAAGAGCUGCAGCUGCCGUCUCUGACUCUUGGAGGCAGCAAUCACCCCUCCUCCUUUCCCAUCUGCAGGGAAUGCAGCCUGGUCAGUUAG